CUUGGAUAGCGGAUUAGAUGAACGUUAGAUCAUAUUUCCAGGCUUACCUAAGAUAAAUCGCGUCCAAUUGUGACCCGCGUUACGCAAAUUCGCAAUUUUUUUAUAACCUUGGAUAUGACAGUUUAUCGGAUUUUCGCAAUUAACCACGCAUCUUCUAUCUUUAACAUAAACUAUUAUAGGAGGUAUCUUGAUGACAAUAAUAAUUCUUACAAUUAGUGCUAGCUCGUACAACAUUAUAGUAUGUGCUCUCGAUCCUAAUGAAACGAUAAUUUAUGGAAGUUAUGUAUCUGAUCUGUGCAGAUAAUGCAGGGCAAAUCACAAACGAGAAAUAUUGACUAGUAGAUGAAUAUUGAAUUACAGGGAUUGGCAGAUAAAUGGAAAAAUAUCCGAAUCCUACAGUUAGAUGUUAAGGACACACAAAGCCAUGAAAAGGUGGUGGAGGAGGUCUCAAAGGAGGUUGGAGAUGCGGGUUUGAACGUCUUGGUGAACAACGCUGGGAUUGCCACUAAAUUCUCUCGCCUCGGGCUUGUAAAAGAAGAACAAUUGACCGAAUGCUUUCUGGUUAACACUGUUGCUCCGAUUUUACUGACGAAGGCAUUUUUGCCGCUUCUCAAACAGGCAGCUUCUAAUAAAGAGACUGAAGACUUGAGCGUCGAACGUGCAGCAGUCAUAAACAUGUCCUCGAUUCUUGGCAGCAUCGGUGAAAAUACUCAGGGUGGAUAUUACGCAUACCGGUGUAGCAAGUCCGCACUGAAUGCAGCAACCAAGUCAAUGAGCAUGGAUUUACAAAGUGACGGAAUUCUUGUGGCGUCUCUUCAUCCUGGAUGGGUGAAAACUGACAUGGGUACACAAAAUGCACCUAUGGACAUUGAUACCAGUAUAAAAGCAAUUCUAUCUACCCUGCAAACGCUCAACAAAAGUCACACCGGAUCGUUCCUACAGUAUGACGGCAAAACUCUGCCCUGGUAAUUGAUAGUCCACCUCUGCCAUGAUUAUAAACCAGAGUGAGAUAUGUAAGAUGGCAACAUUCUGUUAAAGGCGUUGGCUCGCUGUUCUGCGAAUUUGAAUCUUCAGAGAAACCAAGAUGUGCGGAGAAAUCUGUCAGUCCCUGUUAGACCCUGCUUUGUUUACGAUGCUGAGUUCUCCGAGUGUUCAAGCUUCCGCGGUAGAUUCCAGCAGUAUUUCGUCCAUGGUCAAUAUCUCGAUUGCCAGCAGUGGAAAAUUGAUUACAAAAACUGCCAACUGUGGAC
This is a messenger RNA of Neodiprion fabricii, 1250 nucleotides long. It is a transcript of the gene sni, whose product is annotated as C-factor. The record is from RefSeq and is a predicted model, not a curated record. The transcript is spliced from 7 exons. Bases 343 to 969 code for a protein of 208 amino acids. NCBI's taxonomy places the organism in Eukaryota, Metazoa, Arthropoda, Insecta, Hymenoptera, Diprionidae.